Laccaria bicolor S238N-H82 is the source of this 177-nucleotide messenger RNA. RefSeq lists its product as uncharacterized. The coding region runs from base 1 to 177 and encodes 58 amino acids. The record is from RefSeq and is a predicted model, not a curated record. Lineage: Eukaryota; Fungi; Basidiomycota; Agaricomycetes; Agaricales; Hydnangiaceae. The transcript has a single exon.
AUGAUUGCCGUUGGAAUCUUCCAGCCCUACUCUUUUUUCUCUAGAGUGGGCCGCAUGAUGUCUACAAGGCUCAGACAUCUUAUCAGCAGCAUCAUAGGAUUCUUACAUUCCUCAAUCAUCAUAUGUGGAGGCUUGGGUUACCUCUUGUCACCUUUAUCUGGAUCUAUGUGGUGGUGA